GAUCGACAGACGCUUUCGUUAGAGAAGAACGCUCUUCGGAGUCUUCCCUGCAAGCAUGGCGCUGGAAUCGCUGUCCCUGGACCAGGACAAGUUCGUGGAGCUGCUGCGGAAGCUGAUUGGGGAGGUCAAGUUCCUGCAGAACAACCCCCCUGAUUACAUUCCUAAGGAGGACCGUGCGGGGCGCCAUGUGCUGGACGUGCUUCAGCCACUGAGCACUGAGGAGGGCGGCGUGCUGUCGGUGCAGCAUGUCAGCUAUGCGGAAGGGCGGGGGAACAUCAUCGUCGAGUACCCGGGGACAGACGAGAACGAAAUCAUGUCGUUUGUGGGCUGCCACCUGGACGUAGUGACUGCGAACCCGGAAGAUUGGGACUUUGACCCGUUCACCCUGACAGUUGAGGGCAACAAGCUCAGAGGGAGGGGCACCACUGAUUGCCUGGGGCAUGUGGCGCUCUUGACGGAGCUGUUCAGACAAUUGGGUACUGAGAAGCCGAAGCUGCGGCCAACUGUUGUUGGCGUCUUCAUCGCAAAUGAGGAGAACGCAACGGACCUGGGGAUUGGUGUGGACGCCUUGGUGGCAAAGGGGCUGCUGGACAAGCUCAAAGGAGGGCCCCUGUUUUGGGUGGAUACGGCUGACAAGCAGCCGUGCAUCGGGACGGGCGGCAUGGCGGCCUGGCGCCUCAAAGCGACGGGCAAGCUCUUCCACAGCGGCCUCGCACACAAGGCUAUCAACCCGAUCGAGCUGGGAUUCGAGGCGCUUUCGGAGAUCCAGCGGCGCUUCUACCAAGACUUUCCGGUGCACCCGAUGGAGGGGCGCUACGGCUUUGUCACGCCCUCCACCAUCAAGCCCACGCAGGUCUCCUACCCUGGCGGCAGCGUGAACCAGAUCCCUGGCGAGAUGACCAUCUGCGGCGACAUCCGAGUGACUCCUUUCUACAGCGUGGCGGAGGUGGUGGCCCGCAUCAAGCAGUACGUGGACGACAUCAACGCCAACCUCGGGCAGCUGCCCACGCACGGGCCCGUCUCCAAGUACGAGCUGCCCGACGAAAACCUGCGCGGCAGGGUGGAGCUGUCGUUCGACGAGAUGAUGAUGUCCGGCGUGGCGUGCCGGCUGGACUCGCCCGGCUUCUUCGCGCUGUGCAACGCCACCAAGGCCGUUUUCGGGAAAGUAACGCCGUACUCCAUCACCGGCUCCCUGCCCUGCAUCCGGGAACUGCAGGACGCAGGGUUCGACGUCCAGACGAUGGGGUAUGGGGUGAUGUCGACGUAUCAUGCCAAGAACGAGUACGCACUGCUAGAAGACUUUGAAGGGGGAUUCAAGGUCAUGACGAACAUCAUUGCGCAGGUUGAUUCAGGAAACAUCGUUCGAGACCCUAGUUAUGUAAAGGCGGAGUAAGGUACAGGUGCACAUCUCUUUUGUAAAGUAGGGCGCGAUCAAAGUUGCUAACAGUGUAAGGUAGACUUUGACCUCAACAUGUAUUGCAUACACGGAAGUUGCUCGCAAACUUUAUAAUGAUUUGAAAAACUUGAAGUAGUAUCCAGAGAAGGCCCUGUAUCUGACCACCUCGGUAAAUCUUUGCUACAGAGCCUCAAGUAAUAUUGCCGCCCGUACAGUAUGUUCGUGAGGACGUGGCUAACACAGAAAAGUUGUAGUUACUCAUUGCGCGGGCGGCGGCAGGGCAGCUUGUGACCAUUGCUCAAAGAUGACUUCAGUAAAUCUACUGCUUUGCGUGUUGCGAUGGUCAGGAACCACGAAAGAAUUGAUUUGCUAGGGCUGACUCAUCUUGCAUCGAUCAAUGCUAACGAUUGCAGAUAAAUGUACCGUUAAAAAACGUUUGAUGUACGCACGUU
Molecule: messenger RNA, 1848 nt
Organism: Klebsormidium nitens
Lineage: Eukaryota; Viridiplantae; Streptophyta; Klebsormidiophyceae; Klebsormidiales; Klebsormidiaceae
Source: the annotation of a GenBank genome assembly